CACUUCAUUGGGAUCAAAUUUCAUUAUGAAGUAUUUAUCAAUAUUGUUAUAAGGGGUUGUCCAGGAAAUCAAUACUUUAACAGGACAUAAUGUGAUACUUGACUCUUUGACAAGAUGUCCAGCCAGGGCUACAAACGAACCAACUUUGAGGAAGAUGAUAUAUCAAAUGGAGGCAGUCCACCAGCUAUUGACUUCAAUGCCAGUGUAGUGUUUAAAGGUGGUCUAACGUUAUGGCAGAGGAAAACUGUACUAGAGAGGUUCCUGUUUGUUUUCAAUGUUCUCCUUUGUAUCACAGUAGUCAUUCUAGCAAUACUAGUGGCCUCUAAACAUAAACAGAUUAUCAAGAUGAAAGAACAAGCUGUGUGUUUGACCCCAGCUUGUGUUACAGUAGCCAGCUCCAUGAUCAAUGCAAUGGAUCUAAAAGCAGACCCCUGUAAUGAUUUUUAUCAGUAUGCAUGUGGUGGAUGGAUUGACGCUCACCCUAUACCAUCAGGACAUUCUAGGUGGGGAACAUUUAGUGUUCUCUGGCAAGAGAAUCAAGUUGUGAUGAAAAAAGCAAUAGAUAAGGAUUUACCCAAAGAUUCAAGUCUUUCAGAGAGAAAAGCUCAGCUAUAUUUCGCUUCUUGUAUGGAUAAGAAUAAAACAAUAGAAGAACUUGGUGCAAAGCCUUUACUGGACCUACUGAAGUUAAACUUCUCUGAUUGGUCCAUUUCAAAUCAAAGUACUAGUAAAUUUGAUCUGCAAACAUAUAUAGAAAACCUAAAGAUGUUAGGAAUUAAUGCUUUCUUUUCUGUCUGGGUUGGUGAAGAUGAUAGAAACUCAUCUGCUAAUAUAUUACAGAUUGACCAAUCAGGGCUGGGUUUACCAGAGAGAAACUACUACUUGAACAAGUCUAUCACAGAAGAUAAGGUGUUGAAGGCUUAUCUUAAGUAUUUGACAAAGGUUGGUGUUCUGUUAGGAGAAGAAGAGAACAGCACAAGACAACAGAUGAUAGAUGUCAUUGAGUUUGAAACACAAAUAGCUAAUAUCACAAUUCCACGAGAAGAGAGAAGAGAUGAAGAAAAGAUAUACCACAAAAUUACAAUAGGAAAACUACAGGAAAAUUCUACUUUUGUGAAUUGGAAGAGGUUCUUCAACAAGCUAUUUUCCACAGUUAAUAUAAAACUGACAUCUGCAGAGCCAAUAGUAGCUUACUCCCCAAAGUUCUUAAAGGAAAUUUCUGACUUGGUGGAAGACACCAUGAAAACAGAUAAAGGAAAGAGAACAGUACAGAACUACCUGGUUGUUCAUGUCAUAAAGACAAUGGCAAACUAUCUAUCUAGACCAUUCAGAGAUGCCAGGAAGAUUCUGACGGAGGCUCUUUCAGGUGUGUCAGGUGGGGAUGAGCUAUGGAGAUACUGUAUAUCUGAUACAGAUAGUGUUCUAGGAUUUGCUUUAGGUGCCAUGUUUGUCAAGGAGGCAUUUAAUGGUCGCAGCAAGGACAAGGCUGAAGCUAUGAUUGCUGAAGUAAAAACAGCAUUUAUCAACAAUUUACCUAAUCUUAAAUGGAUGGAUGAAUUUACAAGGAAGGCAGCUAUUGAUAAGGCAAAUGCUGUGAUAGAUAUGAUUGGUUUCCCAGCAUUCAUCAACAACAAAACUCGUCUAGAUAAAGAAUAUAAAGGGCUUAUUAUUAAUGGGGAUGAAUAUUUUUGGAACAAUGUAAGAAAUUUGUACUUUAUUCAAAGGAAAGAUCUGGGAAAGCUAAGAAAAGCACCGGAGUCAAAUGCAUGGGGGAUGUCUCCACCAACAGUGAAUGCAUACUACACUCCUUCUAAAAACCAGAUUGUAUUUCCAGCAGGAAUACUUCAAGCUCCAUUCUAUGAUCAAGAAUAUCCCAAAUCAUUGAACUUUGGAGCUAUGGGUGUGGUGAUGGGUCAUGAACUAACACAUGGCUUUGAUGAUCAAGGUCGAGAAUAUGACAAGUUUGGUAAUUUACGUCCUUGGUGGAAUAAUAGAUCAAUAGAGAAUUUCAACGUACAGACAAAAUGCUUUAUCAAUCAGUAUUCCACUUAUAAACUUCAAGAUGACCAUGUUGAUGGAAAACAGACGUUAGGGGAAAAUAUUGCAGAUAAUGGAGGGCUAAAAUCUGCAUAUCAUGCAUAUCUUGAUUGGGUAGACCAUCAUGCACCAGAGAGACCUCUGCCAACAUUAAACCUUACACAUCAACAACUUUUCUUCUUAGGAUUUGCUCAGGUAUGGUGUUCGUCUAGUACCGCUGAGGCUGAUCAUCUACAGAUAUUAACUGAUCCUCAUAGUCCAGCAAAAUAUAGAGUAAUAGGGACAUUAUCUAACUCCAAGGAGUUUGCUGAAAAUUAUGGUUGUGCAAAGAAUUCUCUGAUGAACCCGGUCCAUAAAUGUGAGGUCUGGUGAAACUGGUCUACGUGAUGGUGGUUAAUGAUAUGAAAAGUCUUCUGUUUGUUUAAUUGAGACAUUUUUAUGUGAUGAAUAAUGUUGAAAUUGUUAAGACUGUUAAGUUAAUGGUACAAUUAGGAUUAUAAAAUGUAAACAAUUAUAUUCAAACUUUUGUUUGGAGAUAUUUUUGAAACAAAUGGAAGAAUGUUUUUAAAUUAAGAAAUAAGAAUCUUAGGUCACAUGCAGUAGGUUUUUUGAAAAAACAUUUUGAGCAAUAUUUGGUGUAUUGUGAUCAGAAAUUUGUUUGUAAAAUUCUAACAUGACAAUAAGAAAUUUAGAGAGUUGCCAGUUUGUAACAAAAGCUGGUAAAGGUUGAUAAAUUGUCAUUAAAAGGCAUAAUGGCAUGAAUUUCUUUGAAGCAAUAAGUACUGAAAUGGACCAGUUCAUAUAUCAUGUAUAUUGAGAUUAUGUUGCUUCAAAAUUUAUUUGACCAGACAAGACAUUAUCAAUGUUGAUAAUGUUGAAAAUGAAUAGUUCUAUGUAUUAUUCUUAUAUAUUAACUGGUUCAUUGACAACAAGUGUAAAUAUAAGUUUUUUUAUUUUAGUACUUUUCCUAUAUUUAUACUGUUUAUUUUUUUAGUACAAUGGUAGUCCUGUAUUUUGUUAUGUAACGUUUAUGUUUAUCGACAUGUAGAUUAAAAUAUGUUUCAAUAAAGAGAGCAUAAUAUUAUAAAGAUGCAAGUGUAAUUACAAGAUGCAUUCAUUAUUUAUGUAUAUAUGAUAAUUAACAACAACUGAGACAGAUAGAAAUAUUGUGGAUUUAUUUAUUAUGUGGGUACCAAUUUUCAUGGAUUGAAUGAAAAUUAUAUUUUCGUGGAUAGUUUUUUUCUUGGUUUUGCAAAAGUCUGCAUACAAGUCAACAGAAAAUUUGUACUUCAUUGAACAUUUAAAUUUGUGGUUUAUUUAUAUACACAAAAAUCCACGAAAGUAGGUGUCCGAUGAAUAAUAAUUAAUCCACAGUGAACCAGAAAUCCGUUGUCUAUAACAGAUCCUGAUUUUUAUUUUACCAUAUGUUUAUUUUGUAAGUAUUAUUGAACAUUUACUAAUAUACGAGUAUUUGGCCAUGUGAAAUUGAUUAUCAUUGUUUUAUGAUACAAGAUACACCAUUAUUUGACAUUAUUUUUCUGUCAAAGAUGUAGCAGACUGCACCAAAAUGUAUUCCCACAACUAGUCCGAAGACCUAUAUACCAACAUUUUUCUAAUAUGUUUAAACAAAGUUUUGCAAAUACAUACUAGUCCGAAUUAAAUUUUACUAGUCUGGGGCAUCGGAUUAGUGGCUAACGGUGCAGACUGCGUAGUGUUUAGAAAUGAGAACUAAUUUUAUAUGGCCUACUAUCAGUCAUAUUUUUGUUUCUUGCCUUUUUUCUUUAUAUUUUUUUUUUAUGUUAUACAUUUUAUCUUGCCUGCAAUAUUAUAUGUGAAAUAAAGACUAAGACAUGCUGUUGUCAUCAAAAUCAACAAUUGUUAAAGUUUAUGAUUAAGUUACAUAGGCGAGACAAAUCUAUGUCAACAUUUAUAAUUAAAUAUAUUUCCUUUUAAAGUACAUUUUCAGGUAUUAUCAUAAAGAAAUGUGUACAUUUUAAAGUCUUUAUUUACAUGUGAGCUGUGUAAGAUAGAAAUGGACCUUAUGCAAAUCAAUAUCAAUACAUCCCUAUUUUUUGGGGUUGAUUAAAUUUCUAUGCAGAGUCUGAUGUGACUGUAACUGUUUGAAAAUUGAGUUGAUUUUAAGAACCCUACAAAACAGACCAAAAACCAUCUCUUAUUUCGUAUUUGAAUGUUCCAAAAUCAAUCAAGCCUUAUACAUGUACAUGUAUACGUGCACUUGCUAAAAGUUGAUUUCUAUCCGACACAGCUCAUAUAUCUGUACCUGCGUCCCAAAAUUAGUAUAUAUAUCAAUGAUUUUAACUUUGUGAAAAACUAUUUAUGCAUUAGAAAUCAAAGAAAUUUUAUUGUUUGUUUCUAAAUCUUAUGAUGAUUUUUUCAGAAUUACUAUGUUUGUUUGUGAUGUACAUCAUAGGAUAUAGUUUUCCAUUUGCUUUACUCUUGUCUUAUCAGUAUUAAAACUAUUUUUCAAUCCUUUUUACAUGUAUUACUAUACUAUUUUUAUUUUUAUUUCUACACCUUAGUCACUUAUAUUUAUGUUUUUUUGUUGUCUUUUUCUGAGACCACACUUUAUUUUCCAAGUAUUUUAUUAUGUUACUAGUAACUACCUGUAAUUUUGUAAUUUUUUGUUACCUGAUACUUGCUUUACAUUUACAUGAUAAAAGUCAUAUUUAUAAACAUGCAUAUUAUACCUUCUUUUUUGUAAGUAUGAUAAUCAAUGUUUUUUUAAGUUACUAGGAGUUAUAUUUAUUUUGCUUCUAACAUUUUAAGACCAGUGACUCUUCUACUUUGCUUUGGUAUUAUUGAAAUAUUCUGAAAUCCAGCUUUAUGAAUUGAAUGCCAGAGAUUAAGGAUUGAAAUAAAGAUUUUACAGUAUUUUUUUUCUAAAUUUCAAAAUUUGUGAAAUAUCUUUCUUAUGUGAACCAUUAAAACUGUGGUAGUUUUCCAUUUGAAGUAUGCCUUACAAACAAAUUUGUCUUUUCUUUUCUGUUGAGUAUAUUUUUUUUGAUUUUUUUUUUAUAUCUUUAUCAAGUUUGAUUUUUAUCAAUAAACUGCAUUUUACUACUGGGCAUAAUUCUAAGCAAAUCAUGUAAAUUAUUACUGGUAUGUAAUGGUACAGAUUUUUGUACAGAACAAGUCUUCAAUAGAUUAUUGAUAAAAAUAAAACUUACUUAUCAGACACAACUUUUACACUCAAGACAACUGGAGAAAUACGUUUUUAUUGGUUUAAAAAAUUUCCUUGAAUGCUGUUCUGGAACAACUCAAAUUGAUGUGAUCUCCCCCAAAGAAGAAUUUGAUAAUUGUUAUAAGUAUGGCAGCUUAAUGACUAGCCUUUUAUGACCUAUUUGAAUAACACUGUAUUGUCCUGUAAAACAUUGCCUUGAUAAGGAGUAAAAGAAAACAAAUACUUACCUGAGUGAUUAUUAAAUUCAAGGUAUUGAUUUGUGUAGCCAUUUCACAAAUGUUAUUUAAGAUGUAAAGAAGAAUUCACUGAUCUUGUUUCUUGACUUUUUGUCAGAUAUUCAGAAUCCUCUGGUUAUAUCCAUGUAGUGCCAUUCAAAAUUUGCCCAGUAACUCCUACUUUACUUUUCUUUUCAUAAUUUUAUUACAUAUAGUUUAAAAGACAUUUUUGAAAAUCUUAUAAAAAACUUGUUAUUUUGCAUACUUUUUGAGAGAAAAAUGGUUCCAAUGUUAAAUGUUGGAAGAAUCUAGAGAGAAUCAUUUCCCAUCAAAUUUUCAAUAGCUUGUAUCUCAAAAACAAGCUAUGGCACCAACCUUUUUGCCCUGCUUUUUGAGCUCCGUUAUUUAUAUUCUAUCAAUUUAUAACGUCUUCCAAAAAUCUUGUUAAUUUAGAAUAAGCAGCCAACAUCCUCAAAGCAUUUUUUUUUAUCAAGAUCACAUUCAAAUAAAAUCAGUUCACAUAAUGCCAAAGCCUCUCACCGAAAUCCAUACAUAUAUUUUUUUUUUUGGGGGGGGGGGGGAAUUUAUUAUAAACUAAUGAGUGUCAAAAGCGAUCUAUUAUAUUUUAUUUCAAACUAGUCUAGUAAUAAUUUGAAGAAAUGUAUUGCUAUUGUAUAGUACUGGUACAGUAUAUGAACUUUUAAUUACCUCUUGCUAUUGUUAUUUAUAAGAGAAAUUUAUUAUUUAGUCCAUUACAGAUUAUGUAGGUGCUCUUAGUUAAACGAUAUAAAACUCUUAUGUUUUGUGGAAAGUUAUUUUUAGUAUAUAAUAUGUUUCAGUGUCACCAUCUAUAUAUACUCAUUAUUAGGGAUUCAUACAUCUUAAGAUUAGUGACCACUUGCAUAUAACCAUUCAGAGAUAUGUAUAAAAUGUUGUUUACAUGUCAGGUAGUGCUUUAUAUAAAAGAUGAGAUUUGUAAUUUAAUUAUUGAUUCUCUUAAUAACCCAAAUAUACUUCCUGGGAAUAAUAGGAUUUAAGUUUUGUAGGAUCACCUCUGUUUAGCAAAGUUCUGUUGUCAUAGCUACGUUAAGCUCCUGUUCUUUUAUCAGCUCUUCACCAUUUUUAAGAUGGGUUUUUAUUCAAAAAUAUUUAUAUCAUUACUUUCGAGGUAUUGGUUGUCAAAAUGUAAAUUUGAUGCAUUUAAAUAAUAAUAAAUUCUUAUCAACACAUUAUUCAAUUCCCCUAAAAAAAAAAAAAAAGACUAAAAACAGAGCUAAACAUUUUGUAAUUCAAUGUUAUUAUAAAAACUUCGGUAUUCACUUCAAUAUUAUUGUAUGGUGGAUUAUUUAAAACAUUUGUACACAAAUGUAAAGACAAACAUAAAAAGGGAGGUUAUUUUCAGGAUGGUUUCAUUUCAGUUCAUUUUUAUACGACCUCAAAAAAUUUUGGUAUCACAUCGUCGUUUUUGUCAGCGUCAACGUCGUCUGAAGACAUUUUGGAAAAAGGGGAGGUGAAAAAAAAAAUGGGGGGGUAAAAUUUUUUUAUUUUUGGGG
This is a messenger RNA of Mytilus californianus (California mussel), 7007 nucleotides long. Its product is annotated as endothelin-converting enzyme homolog. Gene Ontology annotation, cellular component: plasma membrane. Bases 115 to 2409 code for a protein of 764 amino acids. The transcript has 20 exons. The record is from RefSeq and is a predicted model, not a curated record. Lineage: Eukaryota; Metazoa; Mollusca; Bivalvia; Mytilida; Mytilidae. Gene Ontology annotation, biological process: protein processing. Gene Ontology annotation, molecular function: metalloendopeptidase activity.